Molecule: messenger RNA, 459 nt
Organism: Ilex paraguariensis (yerba mate)
Lineage: Eukaryota; Viridiplantae; Streptophyta; Magnoliopsida; Aquifoliales; Aquifoliaceae
Source: the annotation of a GenBank genome assembly
AUGUGUCCUUCCAUGGAACAACAUCAGAAAGAAUUGCAACUCCUCCCUCCUCCACAAACACAGCCUUCUUCAUCCCAUGCUUCAUCCUGGCCGUCCGAUUCUUCCAUAAAAUUCCGAUCAAUUGAUCCAUUGGAGGGGCCAUCAGUAGACCUUCAACUAUCAAUGAGUCUCCGGCCAAUGAAACCGCCGUCAGAUUGUGUUGAGGCAUUGAAAUGGCAGGCGGCGGAGCAGAUUCGCUUAGCUGCUGUCGAGAAGUCGUACGCAGAGCGCGUGAGGGAGCUUACCAGACGGGAAAUGGAGAUGGCGCAAUCGGAGUUUGCCCGAGCUAGAUACGUGUGGGAGAGAGCUCGAGAAGACUUUGAGAAAGCUGAGAAGAUGAAGGAGAGAGCGAGUCGUCGGAUAGAUUCUACUUGCAUUGAGAUCUCUUGCCAAUCUUGCCGGCAAAAAUUCCGACCUUAA